ACUUUUUGCUUGUUUUGCAGAUGAAAGUUGUUUCACAAAUGGGUUUAUGGACACCCAAAUUGACUGGAUACCUGGAAUUAAGAAUAUCUUGUUUAGAGAUCUUCCUACUUUUGUUCGAACAACGGAUCCUAAUGAUCCCAUAUUGAACUUUGCUUUAAAAGUAGUUGCCGGAACUUAUGAAGCUACGGCAUUGGUUUUCAAUACUUUUGAUGAGUUAGAUGUGGAGUUAUUGGAUGCAUUCAAGUCACAGUUAUCACUGCCUCCAAUUUACACCAUUGGUCCUAUUCACAAUCUCCACAAUCAGAUUCCAAAUCAUCAAUUGCAGUCUAUCGGAUCAAAUCUAUGGAAAGAAGAAACCAAAUGUCUAGAAUGGCUGGAGUCCAAGAAACCUGAUUCAGUCUUGUACGUAAAUUUUGGCAGCAUAGCUGUUAUGACUGCUCAACAACUGGUAGAAUUUGCUUGGGGGCUGGCUAAUACUAAACACACUUUCUUAUGGAUCAUCCGACCCGAUCUGGUAGUUGGUGAGUCAGCAAUGCUCCCCCCUGAGUUCAUAGAAGAAACCAAAGAAAGAGGUAUGCUCGCAAGUUGGUGUCCACAGGAAUACGUACUGAGUCACCCAUCCGUAGCUGGUUUCUUAACACACUGUGGUUGGAAUUCAAGUUUAGAAAGCUUAUCUAAUGGAGUUCCUAUGAUCUGCUGGCCAUUUUUCGCAGAUCAACAAACAAAUUGCAGCUACUUAUGUAACCAUUGGGGAGUUGGAAUGGAGAUUGAUAAUAAGGUGAAGAGAAAUGAAGUUGAAAAGCUAGUGAGAGAGUUAAUGGAAGGAGAAAUCGGGAAUGAGAUGAAGAGCAAAGCCAUGGAGUGGAAGAAGAAAGCCGAAGUGGCCACAUCACCCGGUGGCUCUUCUUACACUAAUAUUGACGAGAUAAUUAACAAACUACUCCGGGAGUGUAAAAUCACUGCCGAGUGAAUAAUGUUAAGUUCUUAGCUACCAGUACUAGACCCGUCCUCGGUCCUUUGUUAAGCUACUUGCAAAAUUUCAUUCCAAUAAAAGCAAUCAUGUAUAUGCGUCU
Messenger RNA from Papaver somniferum (opium poppy), 1073 nucleotides. RefSeq names its product 7-deoxyloganetin glucosyltransferase-like. Gene Ontology annotation, molecular function: UDP-glycosyltransferase activity. The coding region runs from base 47 to 970 and encodes 307 amino acids. Lineage: Eukaryota; Viridiplantae; Streptophyta; Magnoliopsida; Ranunculales; Papaveraceae. The transcript has a single exon. The record is from RefSeq and is a predicted model, not a curated record.